This is a messenger RNA of Mobula hypostoma (lesser devil ray), 1415 nucleotides long. It is a transcript of the gene ift27, whose product is annotated as intraflagellar transport 27 homolog (Chlamydomonas). Gene Ontology annotation, biological process: vesicle-mediated transport; intraciliary transport. Bases 278 to 886 code for a protein of 202 amino acids. NCBI's taxonomy places the organism in Eukaryota, Metazoa, Chordata, Chondrichthyes, Myliobatiformes, Myliobatidae. Gene Ontology annotation, molecular function: GTPase activity; GTP binding. The transcript has 8 exons. The record is from RefSeq and is a predicted model, not a curated record. Gene Ontology annotation, cellular component: sperm flagellum; intraciliary transport particle B.
UAGCGGCGGUGAGAUGCGUUGCUGGGGAGCGGUAACCAAGGAGGCCGCAGUGAAGGCCUGAAGCGGUGUGAGGGUUCGGAGAGCGGGUUACUGAUCAGUAGUAACACGAAUUUACUGAAUUAGUCUUGUAUUGAACUAAUCAACGGAUUAAUGAGCUGUUAGUCACUAAUUUUAAGGCAGCUUUUCUUCUUCAAAAAUCUCCUUCUUAAGCCCACCUCCAGUUUAAAUUCCAUGGAGGAUCAGGAGCCAGACCAAUAGUCCGUUUCCAGAACCAACCAUGGUGAAACUGAGGGCCAAAUGCCUUCUGGCUGGUGACUCCACUGUUGGGAAGAGUGCAUUGAUGCAAGUAUUUCGCAGUGAAAGUGCCCAUUUUCUGAAAAAUUAUACCAUGACAACUGGAGUGGAUGUCUUUGUAAAUCCAGUCUCUAUCCCAGAAACUUCAGACAGUGUGGAGCUUUUCCUAUUUGACUCUUCAGGGAAAGAGAUCUUCUACGACAUGGUGGAAAGUCAAUGGGAGUUUGCAGGGGUCAUCUGCCUCGUGUAUGACAUCACCAAUGCAGCAUCCUUCAACAGCUGUACAAAGUGGCUGGAAAGGGCCCGGGCUCAGGCUCCCAACGGCCAGCUACCAGAGUCAAUCACAUUGCUGUGGGUCUGGAGUUACAUAUCGGCCAGACCAGGAGUGCUUGUGGGCAACAAGAUGGAUUUAGCAAGCAGGCGAAUGGUGGAGUACGCACAGGCGCAGGAAUGGGCAGCCAGCCAGGGUCUGGAAUACUUUGAGACCUCUGCAAAAGAGAUGGAGAACUGCAACGCUCCAUUCUUGAGCCUGGCCAAAGCAUUCCAUCGUAUGUACGAGGAGAAGCUGGAACACAUCCGAUCUAUUGUGUGAGGCAGCCCUUGUUGCUGUCUCUUUCUGCCCAGUAGAAUGACUACUUCCUGAUCAACUGACUCCCCUGCAAAAUGGCACCCUGUCUGGCUCUUACCCACCCCCUAUCUCUCACACCCUGUUUCACAGUACAGGUCCACAAUCCUCUAUCCGAAACCCUUGGGGCCAGGUGCAUUUCGGAAUUCAGAAUUUGUCGGAUUUCAGACCACCAUACCAAAAACACGUGUGCUCAAGUCCCUUAUUUAACCUGGCUCAGUGCGGUGGACUUUAGGACCCAGCGGUGCACCAAACCUACGCACAUCCUCCCGUAUACUUUAAAUCAUCUCUAGAUUACUUAUAAUGCCUAAUACAAUGAAAAUGCUAUGUAAAUAGUUCUUAUACUGUAUUGUUUAGGGAAUAAUGACAAGAAAAAAAUUUAUUUCUAACAAAAACAUUCAAUGAAACAUAAAAAUAUACAGCUUCAAAUGAACCGAAUCAAACACAUGGUAAAUGACUUAUUGGAAUAAAUGUAGGACGUCACUGUCACUAUAAA